Molecule: messenger RNA, 861 nt
Organism: Linnemannia hyalina
Lineage: Eukaryota; Fungi; Mortierellomycota; Mortierellomycetes; Mortierellales; Mortierellaceae
Source: the annotation of a GenBank genome assembly
AUGCACCCAAGCUUCGAGUUCCUACGUUCCUUUGACGUUUCUAACGGUCAAGGUACUAGCACACUCACUUCCGAGGAGACAGAGGAGUUGUCGUUUUCGGUCAUUUGCCGAACUCGAGAGAUUGCCGGUGAGGAUGAUUCCGAUGAUGAAGAGCGACCACCAGAAAGAGAGCAACCGGCGGGAGAGGAGGUGUCCCCUGCACCCUUAGCUCUCGCGAAAGCGAAGAGGGCUGUCAAGAAAGCGAAGAGGGCUGUCAAGAAAGUCACCCGCGAACCCACAGAACUCCCAGCCGUCCCUGACUUCAAGGACGUCUUCAAACACCAAAAAACACACCUACGUGGACUCAACAUCGGCGCAUGUGGUACCACCCGCAUCAACUCAGCCUGCUUCCCUGACACUUUGAAAGUGGGUAAGAGUGAGAAACUACAAUGGAAUACCCUGACAGGAGUUGUUAUCGACAAACAAGUUCUUGCCGUCGUUUGGAUGGAUAAUGCACCCGUCACCAUGCUGAGUACCAUCCACAAAAUCAACACGGAUGAUGACUUCAUUGAGCGUAUUCGACGCUGCCCUCGCAACACUAGCACUAACGCAGCCAAUGCUCGGGCAAUAUUCAAUGGUAAGCCCAGAGCGGCACUCAAAAUCCCCAAGUUGAUUGAUGACUACAACCACAACAUGAAUGGCGUCGAUGUCAGUAACCAGUUCAGGGCAUAUUACAGCACCCAAUUAACCGUGUUCAGGACGUGGAUGCCUCUCUUUUUUGGAUUCUCGACACCACCAUCGUCAACGCCUAUCGAAUCUAUGUCGUCCAAAAAGGAUCCCUUUCUCACAAAACUUUCUGUCUCAGGUUGGCAUGGGAUUUGA